Molecule: messenger RNA, 1691 nt
Organism: Hippoglossus stenolepis (Pacific halibut)
Lineage: Eukaryota; Metazoa; Chordata; Actinopteri; Pleuronectiformes; Pleuronectidae
Product: homeodomain-interacting protein kinase 3-like
Exons: 3
Coding region: 233-817 (194 amino acids)
Source: RefSeq, a predicted model, not a curated record
CUGGGACAGCUGUGUUUGCUGUAACGAAUUAAACAAGUCCUGUACGCUGGCAUGUCAGGUUUAUGUCUCAGAAACUGAUGGUAACACAGAGUUUAGUUCUUAGUUUUUAUAACCUCAGUAAUACGUUUGUGUUUCUCGUCUUCUCCUAAGAUCCCCUGAGAUCCUGGCGGGAUAUCCUUUCAGUGGGGCCAUCGACAUAUGGUCUCUAGGCUGCAUUGUUGCUCAAUUGUUUAUGGGCAGACCACUGUUCCCCGCCUACAAUGAGACUGAUUUGUGGAAUCAAAUUCUAUACACGGUUGGACAACAUUGUUUCUGGCCAAAAUACUGGAUGGAAUGGAGAUUCAGGGCAUCGUUUCAUAUAGUCAAUGGAGUAGAUGACAAUGCUGAACGGAUUGACCUGGCGUGGUUUAUAGACCUUUUGAAGAGGAUGCUGACGUUAAAACCUAUUGAAAGAAUUACCCCCAGAGGAAUCCUUGAGCAUCCGUUCAUCACGAUGAGCCACCUUGAGGGUCCAUUCAGAAACAGCCUCUAUGUGAAAUCAAGUUUGGAUGUGAUGAGCAGCUGCCAGGAUAAGAAGUCUGAUGAUGGAGUAGAUGGAGACCAGAAGAUCCUGCCAAAGUCCCGAAACAAGGAGUCAUCCAACAGGACUGCCAACCCUCCAACAUCACAGAGGAAGAGGGAUGGUCCAACAUUAGAUGACCAGCCCUCAGGGAAUAAGAGGAAGAUGAGACUCAAAAAAGAGCUGACAGACAUACUCAAAGCCAUGAACAACCCUGUCCAGCUCGACCCGAGUUCACUGCCUCGUUUAUUGUGUUAAACAAAACAUGCCUAUGGAAGAGAAAGAGGAAAGUCUGUAGAAGGGUUGAACCUGCCUGUUAGAAACUGUCAAUUUAGACCAAACUGAACUGGCGUGUCAAGAUCCCAGCUUGUAUUGUAUCUGCUCUUUGUUAUUGAUAAAUACAUUUUCAUCCCAUAUAUAUGUAGAUCCUGUCAUCUUUUUCCCGACGAGAAGAGAAACGUUCUCUCCUCCUCCUCGCUACCUCUCAUCAUCCUAAAGUUUGAACUUUUAAACACAGGCAAGGUGGAGGUUGCAAGUGAGAUGAAAAGUGAAGUGUCUGUGCUCAUAUUUAAGUGUCUCUGUGUCAGGUACCUCCUGACCCAAAAACACGCAGGGGAUGGCUGUGUGGGAAUGUAUUGUUCUGUGUCUGUAACAUAUCGCCUUUAAAGGUGUUACUUAUAGGCUCAUCCUAAAUGUGCUGGAGAGGAAAUAGUAUCAUGUGUGGCAUUUAAACCCGAGGAGAGCGAAAGUUCACUGUAGAAUUAAAGGUUUUGUCCAUAAAACAACUGAAAACUGUGGUCAAUUUGCAUCAUAAAUAUCCUUAAGCUCAAGGUGACAUCAAAACAUCUUCUUAUCAGCAACUUAUAGCUGCAAAAUAUUCAACUCAUCACAUAAGAUAAAGAAAAGCAGCUAAUUCUCACAUAGUUCUCACAACAGCAUGUUUUCAGCUUCCAUGAUGGCUACAGAGCUAACUAUGGUGAAGGUAACAGGAAGUCGAUGUAAAUCAAUGAGGCGUGUGUGCGUGCGUGCGUGUGUGUGCGUUAUUUGUCCAGUUUGGCCUGGAUUCCAGUCAGCAUGCUGUGUGUCAAGAAUGCUAGAUUUGUGUAAUGUGACAGCAGCACCAGGACCACGU